UAAAAUUUAUGAAAUUCGAUUAGGAGAUAAAAGCAUAGUUGGGUUUGGGUAUUCUUCCUCAACGUACAACCUCCAAGCCCCCUUAAGCCCUUUCGUCUUAUCUAGGGUUUCAGAUUAUCACCAAAUUCUCCGAUUGAUUCCGCUCGUUCCUCUAAUAUGCACUAAGAAUCGAAUCCAUGAGAAAAUCAAGGAAAAGAUCUCAAGGCGAAGACUCGUCCUCUUCAUCAUCGUCUAAACUCGACACACACAAAAAGCCCCAUCACCACCGCGAUUCAGAUUUUAAUUUUAGGGACUCCUACAAUCACUUCACCCCACGUCGCGAUUCCGGCCACCAUGUAUUGGGUAAGCGCUCUAAUCUAGCUUCGUACCAUGAAGCACCUUCUCUACCCCCAAAAUUGAAAAUUUUGUGCGAAAUUGUCGCUCAAACCCCUGCUGUGACUGUGGAGAGGGUUCUAGAAGAUACGGGCAUUAGGGUUGGUUCUGAAGAUGUGGAGAAGGUGCUUAAAUUGUGUUACGAUUACCCAGGGUCGGCCGUGAAGUUUUUCAGGUGGGCUAGUAAACAGUUGAACAAUAGGCACAGUGCUAAUGCGUGGGAUUUGGUUGUUGAUUUGUUGGGAAAGAAUUGCUUGUUUGAAGCAAUGUGGGAUGCUAUUAAGUCCAUGAGGAAUGAAUUUUUGCUCUCCAUGGCUACUUUUAAAUCAGUUUUUGUUAAUUAUGUGAGUUCUGAUCGCGUGCAGGAUGCCAUUUUGAGUUUUGAGGUAAUGGAUCAAUAUGGUAUUCCGAGUGGUGUUGUAGCAUUGAACACCUUGCUAUACGCAAUCUGCAGUCAUGGAAAAACUCGACUGGCGGAGAAUUAUUUUCGAAUUGUGAAGGAGAAAAUCAGGGUUGAUGCUGAGACAUAUGCAAUACUACUCGAGGGUUGGGAGAGAGAAGGGGAAGUAGGUAGAGCGCGGCUUACUUUCUCGGAGAUGGUGGUUGAUAUUGGAUGGGAUAAGAGGAACACACGUUCUUAUGACUCGUUCCUAUGUACUCUGAUUAUGGGUCCUGAUGGAAUGCGUGAAGCAAUGAAGGAUUUUGGUGCGAUGGCUGAGAGGGGCUGUUACCCCGGGAUUAAGUUUUUCAAGUUUGCCAUUGCUGAAUCUGUGAGGAAAAGUGAUGUGAGAUCAGCUAAGGUAGUGUGGGAUGCGAUUGUGGGGAAGAACAUUUGUCUUCCAGAUACAGUGAUGUACAAAUCAUUGAUUUCAUUGUAUUGCAAUGCAAAGGAUUUUGAUGCAGCUGAAAAGUUAUUAGAUGAGAUGGUUUAUCACCAAGCGUUUCCUGAUUCGGAGACGUAUGGUUUACUGUUCCAUUUCUUGAUCAAACACAAGCGGCUGAGAGAGGCCACUCGGGUGUUCAAGGAGAUGGUGAAAAAUGAGUUUGUGCCGCUGCAACAAGACUGCUGUACAGCUGUGAAGACGUAUGUAGGUGCCGGGGAUCCCCAUAUGGGAAUCAAGGUAUGGCGAUGUAUGAUUGAGAAUUACAGUUGGGAUUUGGAUGAAACUGGUAACUUGUUGGUUGUGGGGCUUCGUGACAUGAACCGGCUUCCAGAAGCAGUCAAGUGUGCCGAGGAUAUGAUUGAGAGGGGGAUCAAGUUGAAUUCUGCCACGCUUACCAAGUUGAAGCAAAGCCUUUCUAAACUAGGGAAAACCUUUGCCUAUGAGGAACUUUUGUGUAAGUGGAAGAGCCACUAAGCUUCCUCUCUUUUGACAUUCAGGAAAGCACAGCUACUUACUAUCCCUCCCUUCCAUUCCAUGUGCUUCAACUUUGAAUGCCUACAAUCUUGUCGAUAGGUUUUAUAUGUAACUGCUUCCUAUUUUUUGAUUCACAGCAUAUGCUUGCCUACUUCAUCUCAUCUGUAAAUUGAGGAAUAUGGAUUAUGGCUGCCAAGCUAAAAUAUCAUGCUCACAUGCAUUUUAAAUUCUA
Molecule: messenger RNA, 1962 nt
Organism: Salvia miltiorrhiza (redroot sage)
Lineage: Eukaryota; Viridiplantae; Streptophyta; Magnoliopsida; Lamiales; Lamiaceae
Product: pentatricopeptide repeat-containing protein At1g77360, mitochondrial-like
Exons: 1
Coding region: 177-1730 (517 amino acids)
Biological process (GO): RNA splicing
Molecular function (GO): protein binding
Source: RefSeq, a predicted model, not a curated record